UCUCGGCACUCUCUUUAUAUCGCUAUACUGGUCCUUUCCUCACAACCAUCAUGCUCCCUGCUCAGCGCAAGAAGGUUGACAUCAGUAAACUCUCGGACCAGGAGCAGAUCCUUUUCGCCAAGUAUGGAAAACUUCCAACACACAAGAAUGUCUUGAUGAAGAUGCAAAAGGAUCGAAAGUAUUUCGACUCGGGAGAUUAUGCCUUAUCGAAAGCCGGCGUGGCGCCUCAAAGUACAGUGGGUACUGCGAUACCUAAUCCUCAGAAUAUCCCUCACGCUUCGUCCCCUACCAACGGUCAUCAAGGCCUCUCAGUAUCUCCUACAAAUACCACUUGCCCCGUCCUGAAAGAAAGCAGUCUCUCCCAGGAUGAAACCUCUGCGGAUGACCAACCGACAGCCGACCCGGAGUAAUCAGUGUCAGUUUCUUCAGGGAACCUCUACGUUGCUUUCGCUAUCAUACUAUACACUACUCUAGGAAUCCCCGUUCUUAAUUAUUCCUGGCCGAUCGCUAAGCGACGGUCCUGGUGACCCUCCUAUACUUGGACGCAUCAGAUUCAUUGACAUGCGAGGUUACCCGUCCAGUUUGCAACUUAUGUACUUGAAUCUUUUGGAUUCUGUAUGUAUAAAAUAUGGCGAGGCAGAGAAGGAAAGCCUGAAGGGUGGGGAGGUGCCAUGAGACAUUUUCCAUGUAACAUUUGUGUAGAAAUUUUGCG
Messenger RNA from Guyanagaster necrorhizus, 712 nucleotides. RefSeq names its product Endosulfine-domain-containing protein. The transcript is spliced from 4 exons. The record is from RefSeq and is a predicted model, not a curated record. The coding region runs from base 51 to 410 and encodes 119 amino acids. Lineage: Eukaryota; Fungi; Basidiomycota; Agaricomycetes; Agaricales; Physalacriaceae. Gene Ontology annotation, cellular component: cytoplasm. Gene Ontology annotation, molecular function: protein phosphatase inhibitor activity.